Molecule: messenger RNA, 1191 nt
Organism: Moneuplotes crassus
Lineage: Eukaryota; Ciliophora; Spirotrichea; Euplotida; Euplotidae
Source: the annotation of a GenBank genome assembly
AUGCAAAGUAAAAUGAUACUUUUGGUGGCAUUCCUAGCCGCCAUUGUUAUUUGUGAAGAUCUUUACGAUUCAAAUUCACCAGUAAAUCUGUUGAACAGGAAGAACUUUGACAAGAGAGUGACUAAUAAUAGGAAGAAAGGAAUAACCAUUGUCCACUUCUAUAGCGCAGACGACGCUCAUUCAGCAGCUAUUAAGGAUGAAUACGAAAGUUUCACUAAGGACAACAUGGGUAUGUAUAACCUCGGGGCUAUUAAUUGUGAUGAUAACUAUGAUAUCUGUGAGAAGGAAGGGGUUACUGAAUUCCCAGUAUUCAGGAUUUAUCCUCAGUUCCCACUCCAGACUCAAGAUUUGAAAGAUGAUAAUUUCAAUAUGAAGAGGCUAAAGAAGAGAGCUUCUAAAUUUAUCCAAGACAAGGUCAUUGAGAUCACAGCUGUUAAUCAUGAUACAUUCAUCAAGGACAACCCAGGGAAGGCAAAGGUGCUUUUAUUCACAGAUAAGAAGGGAGUUCCCACCAUCUACAAGGCUUUGUCUUAUAAUUUCGAGAAAACUCUGUUCUUUGGUAUCGUAAGGCCUGAGGAAACAAAUCUGGUUAAGAAGUAUAAAGCGAAGAAUUACCCAUCCAUUUAUCUAGUUCAGCCAGGAAAGAAACCCCUUAAGUUUAACGAUGACAUGAAUUAUUACAGUAUUGCUAACUUUAUCAAUAUCCAUUCUGAGAUUUUUGAUUUUGGAGAUGCUCCAGAAGCGGAACUCAAGAGUGCAGCCAGCAAGCCAUGGAUGAGCGAAAAAUUGCCCCAGUUGUCACAGCAGAGUGCUAAAGAUAUCUGCUUUGGAAAAAAGGGACUCUGAGUGAUUCUGCUUGCUAAUGAGAGCCCUUCAGAUAUCCUCAUCAACGAUAUAUCUUUAGUAAGAGAAAAAUUUAAAAGCAAUAUUGAGGGAAGAGGUCCAGAAUUUUCUUUUAUGUGGCUAGACGUCACUUUGCAUCCUGAGUGGGCUAGCACAUUUGGAGUUGAUCAAUUCCCUCAGGUUGUUGUACUCAAAAACGCAUCGAAAAAGAAGUUCUCUCUCCACACAGAAGAGCUCGUUACUGAGUCUAGUCUCUCUUCAUUAUUAGAGAAUAUCAGCAGUGGGAAUGGAAGAUUUAAGAGAGUACCAGGAAAUGAAGUUCCAGAAUUAAAAAAGCUAGAUAGUUAG